Messenger RNA from Chaetomium strumarium, 2206 nucleotides. Its product is annotated as ferric reductase like transmembrane component-domain-containing protein. Gene Ontology annotation, biological process: copper ion import; iron ion transport; intracellular iron ion homeostasis. Gene Ontology annotation, molecular function: ferric-chelate reductase activity. The transcript has 2 exons. The record is from RefSeq and is a predicted model, not a curated record. Gene Ontology annotation, cellular component: plasma membrane. Lineage: Eukaryota; Fungi; Ascomycota; Sordariomycetes; Sordariales; Chaetomiaceae. Bases 291 to 2087 code for a protein of 598 amino acids.
GCAUAUCCCUCUUGGCAAACACCAGGCGACACAGCUACGAACCACAAGGCGACAGUACCCAGCUCCCCUGCAGGACUCGGCGAGCAUUGGCAACCGUUGCGAUCCUUCGUUUGGAAACAUACAUCAACAACUUGGAUGUUGCUUCGACUUGCGGAUACCGCACGAAUUCCUGGAGACUUCGACACCGGCCCUACAAGCAUCAGCAAGUCGGAUUAUUCAAAGUUGCUAACGAGAGACGUUUUUUUUGGCGGAGCGAAGGGAGCGAUUUAGAAGGACAGGAACAAACCAUCAUGGCUCCCCCAACGAGCUCGGCGGCGGCGGCGGCGACCUCUGCGGCAGCGGCUACAGGACAUGGACAGGGGGCGGCUGAUGCCACUGCUAGCAUGGACCCGGACGUGGUGAACGAGAUGCUGGCGCAUUUUCUCUUCGUCGUUCUCGGUGCCGUUGCGGUUGUGCUGGCUGGCUGGAGGCUCACCACGCUCCUGGUCCGGUAUGUCAGGACCGUGACCUGCCUGCAUAACGACACACAGCGGUACUUCGCACAAGCGGGGGAGAACUUCUCGUGGUUCAAGCGGAACGUCGUCUACGCGCCCAUUCUUAGAAAGCGACACAAUCGGGAGUUCCAGGUCAGCUCGGCGCUCAACGUCGGCACAUUGCCCACACGGCUGCAACUCGUCUUCCUGCUGGGCUAUUUGGCUACCAACGUGGCAUUUUGCGUUGUUACGGUCGACUACUCCGGCCCGCUCAAGCAGGUGGCAGGGCUGGUGAGGAACCGGACCGGUUAUCUCGCCACGGUCAACAUGAUCCCUCUCUUCUUGAUGGCCGGCAGGAACAAUCCCCUCAUCGACCUUCUCGGAAUGUCGUUCGACACGUUCAACCUGCUCCACCGAUGGCUGGGCCGCAUCGUUGCCCUGGAAGCCCUUGCCCACACGCUGGCCUGGCUCGUCAGUAGCGCUUCAACCAACGGCUGGGAUGGUGCCUUCAGCACUAUCUUCAAAGUGCCGUUUUUGAUGUGGGGAUUCAUUGCAACUCUCUCAAUGGUCGUCAUCACCAUUCAGGCCGCCAGCAUGUUCCGGCAUGCAUACUACGAAACCUUCAAGCUCCUCCACAUCGCCCUCGCGAUCCUCUCCGUCAUCGGCCUCUGGUACCACCUGGACCUCAAGCGCCUUCCGCAGCUCAAGUAUCUCUAUGCGGUGGUCGUGCUGUGGGUCUUCGACCGCGCUGCCCGCCUGCUUCGCCUCGGCUACCGCAACCUCGGCGCGGGCGGCACCAAGACGCUCGUCGAGGCCCUCCCCGGCGGCGCCUGCCGCGUCACGGUCACCAUGGCACGGCCCUGGAAGUUUAAGCCCGGCCAACACGCUUACCUCUACAUGCCGACCAUCGGCUUCUGGCAAUCCCACCCUUUCACUGUCGCCUGGAGCGACGAGGCCGAUCAGCUGGAUGAUGAGAAGCUUCCCGUGGGCCGCCAGGACGUGCUCGCCAAGCGCAAGACCACCGUAUCCUUUGUCAUACGCGGCCGCACCGGCUUCACCGGAGCCCUAUACAGCCGCGCCGCUGCCCACCCCGACGGGAAGAUGAUCACGCGCUGCCUGGUUGAGGGUCCCUACCGUGGCUCGAGCCGACUGCACUCUUACGGCACCGUCAUGCUCUUUGCCGGUGGCGUAGGCAUCACCCAGGCCGUGCCACACGUACGGGACCUCGUGGCGGGCUACAGCAACGGCACGGUGGCGACACGCAAGGUGAUCAUGGUCUGGACGAUCCAGAGCCCGGAGCACCUGGAGUGGAUCCGCCCGUGGAUGACUGAGGUGCUGGCGAUGGAGAAACGGCGCGAGGUGCUACGCAUCAUGCUCUUUGUUAGCCGGCCGCGGUCGACCAAGGAGAUCCACAGCCCGAGCUCGACGGUGCAGAUGUUCCCUGGCCGGCCGAACAUCGAUACGCUCCUGGGGAUGGAGGUGGAGAGUCAGAUUGGGGCGAUGGCCGUUACCGUGUGCGGCCCAGGGGCGCUGAGCGAUGAGGUGCGGAGAGCGGUCAGGAACAGACAGUAUCAAGGAAACAUUGAUUUUGUGGAGGAGGCGUUCUCGUGGUAGAACGGUGAGGAUAAGAGAGGACGACGGUCAGUCAGCCUUGGGUUUGAGUCUGUCAAACAGACUGUGUCAGUUUUUUCGAUAGAAGGCGGUGGCUUUUGGGCAUCUUUUCGUAUUUGUCU